Pogona vitticeps (central bearded dragon) is the source of this 2577-nucleotide messenger RNA. RefSeq names its product arginyl aminopeptidase (gene RNPEP). The record is from RefSeq and is a predicted model, not a curated record. Gene Ontology annotation, molecular function: zinc ion binding; metalloaminopeptidase activity. Gene Ontology annotation, biological process: proteolysis. NCBI's taxonomy places the organism in Eukaryota, Metazoa, Chordata, Lepidosauria, Squamata, Agamidae.
AUGCCGGGAAGGAAACUGCCGGAUCCUCAGCCCACAAUGGGAACAGCGGGCGGCGGCGGCGGCAUCCUGAACAAACAUCGCCCUAUUGUGGUUCAUCUUCAGCGCCUACGAGCGCUACGUUGCCAUGCAGCCGCAAAGCAAUCAGGAAAUCCGGGUCGCAGACAAGAAAGAAGACUCCGGCCCUAUGACUUCUCAAGCGUCCGUGCUCGCUCCGCCUCCGGGGCGGAGCGUCGUUCAGAGGUCCCCGCCCGCCCGGCCGGCAGUUCCUCGACGCCCAGCCCGCCCGGCGCCCGCCCGCCAGCCCACUCUUUUCGGUUCGCGUCCUGGAGAGGCGCGCGCGCCAUGGCGGCUCGGGACGCGGCGUCGGCGUGCAGCGCGGCUUCCUUCCAGCUGCGGCACUUGCACCUGGAGCUGCGCGUGGACUUCGGGCCGGCCGGCUCCGGGCAUCUGCAAGGCUCGGCGCGCCUGGAGCUGACCUGCCUGCGGGAUCAUGCCCGCGAGCUCGUGCUGGAUUCGCACCCGAGCCUGGAGGUGGAGAGCGCCGGGCUGGCGCCGGUGCCGCCAGGGAACGGCUGCAGCCACGGAGAGGGCCGCGAAGCCGCCUCGUCGCUGCGCCCGCUCGCCUUCCAGAGCCGCCCCUUCGCCAGCUACGGCUCCGCUCUACACCUCACUCUGCCCGAGCCUCUUACGGCCGGAGACACGGUCGUGGUGGAAGUCGCCUAUCGAGCCGGAGAAGGGCCCGGGGUGUGUUGGCUUACUCCUGAGCAGACAGCAGGGAAGCAGAAGCCCUAUAUGUACACUCAAGGCCAGGCUGUUCUGAAUAGAUCCUUUUUCCCUUGCUUUGACACCCCUGCAGUUAAAAGUCCAUACUCAGCUAUUAUAAAGGUCCCUGAAGGUUUCACAGCUGUGAUGAGUGCAGUUACACGCGAGAAGCAGAAGGACAACACAUUCUUUUUCAAGAUGCCUCAUCCCAUCCCUUCUUACUUGGUUGCCCUGGUGGUUGGUGACAUUGUUUCAGCUGAAGUGGGACCCAGGAGUCAUGUAUGGGCUGAGCCCUGCCUGAUAAAGGCUGCAAAGAAAGAAUAUGAUGGUGUGAUUGAAGAGUUUCUUGCUACUGGAGAGAAGCUUUUUGGGCCAUAUGUAUGGGAAAGGUAUGACGUUCUCUUUAUGCCACCCUCUUUUCCUUUUGGAGGAAUGGAGAACCCCUGCAUCACCUUUGUGACACCAUGCCUGCUGGCCGGUGAUCGUUCCUUGGCGGAUGUCAUCAUCCAUGAGAUCUCACACAGCUGGUUUGGCAACCUGGUCACCAACGCCCAUUGGGGGGAAUUCUGGCUCAACGAGGGCUUCACGAUGUAUGCGCAAAGGCGGAUCUCGAUGGUUCUGUAUGGUGCUGCUUACACUUGUUUGGAGGCUGCUACAGGGAGGGCUUUGCUUCGGCAACACAUGGACAACACUGGAGAAAAUCAUCCUCUCAACAAGCUCAGAGUGACAAUAGAGCUAGGUGUUGAUCCUGAGGACACCUAUAAUGAAACCCCUUAUGAAAAGGGCUACUGCUUUGUCUCCUAUCUUGCCCACCUGGUGGGAGACCAAAGCAAAUUUGACGGUUUCCUACAGGCUUAUGUGAACCAAUUCAAAUUUCAGAGUAUCACGGCUGAUGAUGCUCUGGAGUUCUACUUGGACUAUUUCCCAGCCCUGAAGAAGCAAGGCGUGGCAAGUAUUCCAGGUUUUGAGUUUGAUCGGUGGCUGAACACGCCUGGUUGGCCUCCCUACCUUCCUGACCUUUCACCUGGAGAGGAACUGAUGAAGCCAGCUGAGAAUCUGGCAGAGCUCUGGGCAUCCCCGGACCACAAUAUGGAAGCAAUCAGAGCAGUAGAUAUCUCUGCUUGGAAAACCUUCCAGCUGGUCUAUUUCUUGGAUAAGAUCUUGCAGAAAUCCCCUUUGCCAGAUGGACGCGUGGAGGAGAUGAGUGCCUUGUAUCCAAGAAUCUCCAAGGCAGAAAAUGCAGAGCUACGUCUUCGUUGGUGCCAGAUUGUGCUCAAGAACAAUCAUGAGGCUGAGUUUGGCAAAGUGAAAGAAUUCCUUCGCAGCCAGGGAAAGCAGAAGUACACUCUGCCCAUCUACCGGGCCAUGGUGAAUGGUUCAGAGACUGCCCAGGCGCUGGCCAACGAGACCUUUUCUUCUACUGCUCCACAACUCCAUGUGAAUGUCCAGAACUAUGUCAAAAAGAUCUUGGGGCUAAAAACUGAAGGAAGCUAAGAAGGAAACCAGAAAAUCACAGUACUCUGUUGUUUGAGCUUCAGAAAAUGACUGUUUGCAGGGGGUGGGGGCGGCAAAGGGUGAGUUUGUUAUAAAAACCCUAUUUCUGGGGUUCAACUUGCUGGACAUUUCUGGGAAUCCCCAGAAAGUGUGUUUUCUUUUUGGAUAUCCUGCUGAUAUAAAGUAUUUCUUUAAAAAGCAACAAAAAUUGUAAAUGUUAAAUACAACAUUAUAUACACAAAAUUUAUAUGUGUAAGUUUUAAAAACAUGCAAGUUAUUCUACUAGUAACAUUUUUGUUUUUAAUAAAAAGUUGCUAGUUG